Myotis myotis is the source of this 4876-nucleotide messenger RNA. RefSeq names its product semaphorin 6D (gene SEMA6D). Gene Ontology annotation, biological process: negative regulation of axon extension involved in axon guidance; axon guidance; semaphorin-plexin signaling pathway. NCBI's taxonomy places the organism in Eukaryota, Metazoa, Chordata, Mammalia, Chiroptera, Vespertilionidae. The record is from RefSeq and is a predicted model, not a curated record. Gene Ontology annotation, molecular function: chemorepellent activity; semaphorin receptor binding. The transcript has 22 exons. Bases 504 to 3725 code for a protein of 1073 amino acids.
GGCCGCCGAGGUGACAGGGUGUGGUCUGCGGGGGAGCCGGGAGCCGCGAGCGGAGGGCGCCGGCCCCGGCAGGACGGAGGCGCAGGGAGGCGCGUGCCUGCGGCGCUCGGGGCGGUGACGGCGAGGAGCGCGGCGCGGGGCCGGCGGCCGGGAGUUCCCCGCCCUCGCCAAGUGCAGCCCGGCUCGCAGCUGCGCCGGCCGCCGGCGCCUUCCGCCAGGGCCGGCGGCGCAGACACCUGCCGCGCCCGGCUCCACCUUCGUGCCCAAGAUCUCCAACCUGGACAUAUGCCAGUUGACAUGGGAACACUGAGGCCAACAAUUUAAGGAUUUUCACAUUCACUUGCAGUGAAUGCGGAGUCCUGGAUUUCUUGACCACAGAUUGUCAACCUGAAAUCCUAAAGACAAGGACUCCUAACGGUUUUUGACCACACAAACCAGCCUUCUCCAGGGUAGUUAAGUGGGAUUUCUGAGGAGGGGCUGCUCUGACUUGACCUUGGCCCACCAUGAGGUUCUUCCUGCUUUGUGCCUACAUGCUGCUCCUGAUGAUCUCCCAGCUGAGGGCAGUCAGCUUUCCUGAGGAUGAUGAGCCCCUUAAUAUUGUUGACUAUCACUAUUCAAGGCAAUAUCCGGUUUUUAGAGGACGCCCUUCAGGCAAUGAAUCGCAGCACCGGCUGGACUUUCAGCUGAUGUUGAAAAUUCGAGACACACUUUAUAUUGCUGGCAGGGAUCAAGUUUAUACAGUAAACUUAAAUGAAAUCCCCAAAACAGAAGUAAUACCGAGCAAGAAACUGACAUGGCGGUCAAAGCAACAGGAUCGAGAGAACUGUGCUAUGAAAGGCAAACAUAAAGAUGAAUGCCACAACUUUAUCAAAGUAUUUGUUCCAAGAAACGAUGAGAUGGUUUUUGUAUGUGGUACCAACGCGUUUAAUCCCAUUUGUAGAUUCUAUAGGUUGAAUACCUUAGAGUAUGAUGGGGAAGACAUUAGUGGCCUGGCAAGAUGCCCAUUUGAUGCCAAACAAACCAAUGUUGCCCUUUUUGCUGAUGGGAAGCUAUAUUCUGCCACGGUGGCUGACUUCUUGGCCAGUGAUGCUGUUAUUUACCGAAGCAUGGGCGAUGGAUCUGCCCUUCGCACAAUAAAAUAUGAUUCCAAGUGGAUAAAAGAACCACACUUUCUUCAUGCCAUAGAAUAUGGAAACUAUGUCUAUUUCUUCUUUCGAGAGAUUGCUGUGGAACAUAAUAACUUAGGCAAGGCUGUCUAUUCCCGUGUGGCCCGCAUAUGUAAGAACGACAUGGGUGGCUCCCAGCGGGUCCUGGAGAAACACUGGACUUCGUUUCUGAAGGCUCGGCUUAACUGCUCCGUCCCCGGGGAUUCGUUUUUCUACUUCGAUGUCCUGCAGUCUAUUACAAAUAUAAUGCAAAUCAAUGGCAUCCCCACGGUGGUCGGGGUGUUCACCACACAGCUCAACAGUAUUCCUGGGUCUGCUGUCUGUGCAUUUAGCAUGGAUGACAUUGAGAAAGUAUUCAAAGGACGAUUUAAAGAACAGAAAACUCCAGAUUCUGUUUGGACAGCAGUCCCCGAAGACAAAGUACCAACGCCAAGGCCUGGCUGUUGUGCAAAGCAUGGCCUUGCUGAAGAUUAUGAAACCUCUAUCGGUUUCCCGGAUGAGACCCUGCUGUUCAUCAAAUCCCACCCCCUGAUGGACUCUGCCGUCCCACCCAUUGCAGAGGAGCCCUGGUUCACAAAGACUCGGAUCAGGUACAGGCUGACAGCCAUCGCCGUGGACCAUUCUGCCGGACCCCACCAGAACUACACUGUCAUCUUUGUUGGCUCAGAAGCUGGCGUGGUACUUAAAAUUUUGGCAAAGACCAGUUCUUUCUCUCUGAAUGACAGCGUAUUACUGGAAGAGAUUGAAGCAUACAACCAUGCAAAGUGUAAUCCUGAGAACGAGGAGGACAGAAAGGUCAUCUCAUUACAGCUGGAUAAAGAUCACCACACUUUGUAUGUGGCAUUCUCGAGCUGCGUAAUCCGCAUGCCCCUCAGUCGCUGCGAGCGUUAUGGAUCCUGUAAAAAGUCUUGUAUUGCAUCUCGAGACCCCUACUGUGGCUGGUUAAGCCAGGGGACCUGUGGUAGAGUCGCCCCAGGGAUGCUCACUGGAGGGUACGAACAGGACACGGAAUACGGCAACACGGCCCACCUCGGGGACUGCGAUGAAAUUUUGCCUACUUCAACUACACCAGAUUACAAAAUAUUUGGCGGUCCAACAUCUGACAUGGAGGUAUCUUCAUCUUCUGUUACCACAGUAGCAAGUACCCCACAAAUCACACGCAAAGUGGUUGAUACCUGGAGACCUAAACUGACGAGCUCCCGGAAAUUUGUAGUUCAAGAUGACCCACACACUUCUGAUUUUACUGAUCCUUUAUCAGGUAUCCCAAAGGGUGUCCGAUGGGAAGUUCAGUCUGGAGAGUCCAACCAGAUGGUCCACAUGAAUGUCCUCAUCACCUGUGUCUUUGCCGCUUUUGUUUUGGGUGCGUUCAUUGCAGGGGUGGCUGUGUACUGCUAUCGUGAUAUGUUCGUUCGGAAAAACCGGAAGAUCCACAAAGAUGCAGAGUCUGCCCAGUCGUGCACAGACUCCAGCGGGAGUUUUGCUAAACUGAAUGGUCUCUUUGACAGCCCCGUCAAGGAAUAUCAGCAGAAUAUUGAUUCUCCCAAAUUGUAUAGUAACCUGCUGACCAGUCGGAAAGAGCUGCCGCCCACCGGAGAUACUAAAACCAUGGUCAUGGACCAUCGAGGCCAACCCCCUGAGCUGGCUGCACUCCCCACGCCUGAGUCCACGCCUGUGCUGCACCAGAAGACCCUGCAGGCCAUGAAGAGCCACUCAGACAAGGCCCAUGGCCAUGGAGCUUCAAGGAAAGAAACCCCCCAGUUUUUUCCUUCUAGUCCUCCACCCCACUCCCCACUAAGUCACGGGCAUAUCCCCAGUGCCAUUGUUCUUCCUAACGCUACCCACGACUACAACACGUCCUUCUCAAACUCCAAUGCUCACAAAGCUGAAAAGAAGCUUCAACACAUUGACCACCCUCUUACGAAGUCCUCCAGUAAAAGAGAUCACCGGCGUUCUGUGGAUUCCAGGAAUACCCUCAAUGAUCUCCUGAAGCAUCUGAAUGAUCCAAAUAGUAACCCCAAAGCCAUCAUGGGAGACAUCCAGAUGGCCCACCAGACCCUAAUGCUGGAUCCCGUGGGACCUAUGUCUGAGGUCCCUCCCAAGGUCCCUAACCGGGAGGCAUCGCUCUACUCUCCUCCUUCAACUCUCCCUAGAAAUAGCCCAACCAAGCGAGUGGACGUCCCCACCACUCCUGGGGUCCCCAUGACCUCUCUGGAAAGACAAAGAGGUUACCACAAAAACUCCUCCCAGAGGCACUCUAUAUCUGCCAUGCCUAAAAACUUAAACUCACCCAAUGGUGUUUUGUUAUCGAGACAGUCUAGCAUGAACCGUGGUGGGUACAUGCCCACACCCACAGGGGCGAAGGUGGACUACAUUCAGGGCACACCAGUGAGUGUUCACCUGCAACCUUCCCUCUCCAGACAGAGCAGCUACACCAGUAAUGGCACCCUUCCUAGGACGGGGCUAAAGAGGACACCGUCCUUAAAACCUGACGUGCCACCAAAGCCUUCAUUUGCUCCUCAAACCACCUCUGUCAGACCACUGAACAAAUACACUUACUAGGCCUCCAGUGUGCUGUUCCCCGUGUGGCUUUUUGCUGUCCACGUUGUUGCGAGGAUGAUGUUGUAAGGGUACCUUAAGAUAAGAGACUCACUUGUCUUUUAAGAGAACCAAGUGGCCAAAGAAACUCUCCCACUUUGGCAACAUCGGAACUUGCCACAUGUAGCUACUGCAGCGAGGCUUCUGUGUACUUGCCUGGAAACAAAGGAAGGUGCUGGCCAUUCCAUUUCUUUUGUUUGAAGCUGAAGAGAAGUAUAGCUCCAGCUCCGAGGGGCUACCUUCCCAGGGUAAAGAGCUGGUACAGUGUGCAGAAGAAUCUGUGAGCAAAUACUUGAAAAUGGGUUCAACUUAGACUGCCAUUAUUAUGGGUGGUCUUCCCAUUCAAUGUGAACAUUUUAAUAUGUAUGCAUUCACCUUGCCUCUUGCACAAAUGUCAAAAACAAUGGUAAUGUCUCAAAGAAACAAACUUGUAGAUUACCAAACAAUUUGCUAAAUAUUCAGUCUUUGACCCAAACUGUAGCAUUUUUUUUUUCAUGUGGGGCAAUUUUUUUCAUGCCACCAAUGAACUGUGUGUGUGUACAUGUGCGUGUGUGCGUGUGUGUGUGUGUGCGUGUGUGCGUGUGGGUGCAUCCUGUACCCACUAGGAUGUGGUUAGGUGCCCAUUGCAUCUUUUUGUGCUAUGGAGUUGUUUACAUAGAGCAUGACUGAACAAGAGACAAUAACUACUUCCCACAGCAGUCCAUUGGGUUCAGCUUUUAGAAAUAAAUAAAAUGAAGGCUGAUUUGACCAUCACUAUGAUUGACUUACAUGGUACCCAAUGCCAGAAUGUAAGAGUUCUAAGUAAUUUUGUGCUGCUAUUCAUUAAAACUUCUAUUACAGUCUUGCCAGCUUAAGGAGAUAGAGAUGUUAAGAGGUAUCCUUGAUUUAUCCAACAGUAUUCAGUAGUAAAACUUACCUGUCCACUGUGAAUCCGAGACUGAGUCACUCUAUUUAACCUUUGACACACUAAUAAGGUUUUAGUUUGAUUGUGUUUGGUUUUUCCCAUGUAUUAAAAUUUCUCUUCCUUUAACUCCUCCUACCCCCAAGAUUUAAAAUUGAAAAAAAAAAAAAAAAGACAAUAGAGGGAAAUGUGAAAAGAAUUGUAAUUGGCUUAA